Messenger RNA from Rhineura floridana, 2678 nucleotides. RefSeq names its product zinc finger protein 345-like. The record is from RefSeq and is a predicted model, not a curated record. Lineage: Eukaryota; Metazoa; Chordata; Lepidosauria; Squamata; Rhineuridae. Gene Ontology annotation, biological process: regulation of DNA-templated transcription. Bases 206 to 2623 code for a protein of 805 amino acids. The transcript has 6 exons.
CAGAAGGCAAACACCUCCCUGCAAAGUCUUUUCCUUACUGGCUUCUCGGGGGCGGGGGGGGGAGUGGUCUUUGUCUCUCUCGGGGAAAGCAUCGCUGGCACCUUUUGGGAACUGGAUUUGGCAGCGUACCUAAUUGGGGCAGACAGAAAUUGGCAGAAGAUGAACGUGUUCCUCUGGACCUCUUGAAGGCUUUCGUGGAACACUGAUGGAUGAGCAAGACACAGCUUGGCCUGAAGCAGGAAGAAGCCGCGAUGCCAUCAAGACUGGGUGCAGUGAGGGAUUCUGGGAAAGAACCGUGCGGAAGGUCCUGGGUGAGGAGGACACCCUCAGCUCAGAUGUGCAACACCAGCAGUUGAGGCAGUUCUGCUACCAGCAGGCCGAGGGCCCCAGAGAGGUUUGCAGCCGACUCCACCACCUUUACCGUCAGUGGUUGAAGCCAGAAAGGCAUACCAAAGCUCAGAUGCUGGAUCUGGUGAUCUUAGAGCAGUUCCUCACUAUCCUUCCACCAGAGAUAGAAAGCUGGGUGAGGGAAUGUGGAGCGGAGACCACUUCCCAGGCGGUGGCCCUGGCCGAAGGUUUCCUUCUGAGUCGGGCAGAGGACAAGAAGCGGGCAGAGCAGGAGGAAAAAGAUCCCUUUGCAGAAAUGGGCUCUGAUCUCCCUGAAGCAGAGAGGACUCCAUCAGACACCAGACAGAGACAGCUGGGCGACAGAAUGAUGCUGGCAAGACCUCCUCAGGCAUCUCUUCUUUGUGGCAGAGGGGAAGCAGUUGCUGUGGCACCGGAUCAGGGAUCAGUGUCCUUUGAGGAGGUGGCUGUGUAUUUCACGAAAGACGAGUGGAUUCUGCUGGAUCCUGACCAGAGAGCGCUGCAUGCGGAAGUCAUGGAGGAGAAUUGUGGGAUCGUGGCCUCUCUCGAAGGGGACAAAUUGGAAACCAAGAAUAAGGGAGUCAACAACAAAAAACCCACAACAGGGGAGCGGAAUAAAAAUGUGGAGUGUAAACAGAAUUUCAGUCAGAAUUGCAACCAGAGAAUUCAUAAGAAGGAAAAACUAUACCAGUGUUUGGAAUGUGGAAAGAGCUUCAGUCGGUGUUCCAAUCUCACUUCCCAUCAAAGAAUUCACAAUGGGACGAAACCAUAUCAGUGCAUAGAAUGUGGAAAAAGCUUCCAUCACAGCACCACCCUUACUAUACAUCAGAGAAGCCAUACAGGAGAGAAACCAUAUACAUGCUUGGAAUGUGCAAAGAGCUUCUGCUGGAAAAAAAGCCUAAUAACCCAUCAAAUAAUUCAUUCAGGUGAGAAACCGUAUCAGUGCUUGGAAUGUGGAAACAGCUUCACAUGCAAGGCGAACCUCACUUCCCAUCAAAGAAUCCAUACAGGAGAGAAACCAUAUCAGUGCAUAGAAUGUGGAAAAAGCUUCAUUCAGAGGUGCCAUCUCACUUCCCAUGAAAAAAUUCAUACAGGGGAGAAACCGUAUCAGUGCUUGGAAUGUGGGAAGAGCUUCCGUCACAGCACAACCCUUACUACACAUCAGAGAAGCCAUACAGGAGAGAAACCAUAUACAUGCUUGGAAUGUGGAAAGAGCUUCAAUCGGAGCUCCCGUCUCACCUCCCAUCAAAGAAUUCACAGUGGGGAAAAACCGUAUCACUGCUUAGAAUGUGGAGAGAGCUUCCGUCACAGCACAACCCUUACUACACAUCAGAGAAGCCAUACAGGAGAGAAACCAUAUACAUGCUUGGAAUGUGGAAAGAGCUUCAAUCGGAGCUCCCAUCUCACUUCCCAUCAAAUAAUUCACAAUGGGAUGAAACCAUAUCAGUGCUUGGAAUGUGGAAACAGCUUCACAUGCAAGGCGAGCCUCACUUCCCAUCAAAGAAUCCAUACAGGAGAGAAACCAUAUCAGUGCAUAGAAUGUGGAAAAAGCUUCCGCUGGAAAGAAAGUCUUGCUUCCCAUCAGAGAAGUCAUACUGGGGAGAAUCCAUAUAAGUGCUUGGAAUGUGGAAAGAUCUUUAGCCGGAGCCACCAUCUCACUUCCCAUCAAAGAAUUCAUACUGGGAAGAAACCAUAUCAGUGCUUGGAAUGUGCAAAGAGCUUCUGCUGGAAAAAAAGCCUAAUAUCCCAUCAAAUAAUUCAUUCAGGUGAGAAACCGUAUCAGUGCUUGGAAUGUGGAAACAGCUUCACAUGCAAGGCGAACCUCACUUCCCAUCAAAGAAUCCAUACAGGAGAGAAACCAUAUCAGUGCAUAGAAUGUGGAAAAAGCUUCAUUCGGAAGUGCCAUCUCACUUCCCAUCAAAAAAUUCAUACAGGGGAGAAACCGUAUCAGUGCUUGGAAUGUGGGAAGAGCUUCCGUCACAGCACAACCCUUACUACACAUCAGAGAAGCCAUACAGGAGAGAAACCGUAUCAGUGCUUGGAAUGUGGAAAGAGCUUCAAUCGGAGCUCCCGUCUCACCUCCCAUCAAAGAAUUCACAGUGGGGAAAAACCGUAUCACUGCUUAGAAUGUGGAGAGAGCUUCAUUCAGAAAGCAAGUCUCACUUCCCAUCAAAGUAUUCAUACGCCUAUGGGAUCUCUGGGGUGGCUUAGGUUUUACACUAUUAAUCUAAGAUGGUCUUCAGAUGAGAUGUUAUGAUAUUAAUAAUGUGAUGAUUAUGUAUAUGAGCAGAUUGUAUUUUAUAUUGUACGUC